UAGUUUAGAAAAAUAUGUCUAUAUUAUAUGAUCCUGAGGAAGAGUUUAGGAAAUCACAUAGUUCUUACUCACGCCGGUCACAUGAUAACUACCAAUCAGAAACUGCAAUUAAAUAUGAUGAUUUGCUAGUUUUCGGUUAUGAGUGUAAAUUAUUUAGAGAUGAUCAACAAGCUGAAUCAGUUAAUAAAGGAGAGACAUUAAUUCCUUGGAUGGGAGAUAAAAUGCUUUUAAUUGACAGAUAUGAUUGUCGAGGUCAUUUGUACCACAUUGAGGAGUUUGAUUUCAGUAAAACUGUUUCUAAUGAUUCUAUAUCUCCAGAAGAGCUGGAAAUUGAAAAAAUUUGUGAUGAAGAGAGAUAUUUGAGUUUAAACAAAGAUAUGAUCAAUGAAGAUAUAUUAAAAGAGGAGGAAGAAAAAAGAAUCAACAAUUUAUAUAAUCCUCACACAGCAUAUCAAACUAUUGAUUACUCUUACAGCGAUGAUCCUAGUAAGAACAAACUACUUCCAAUUGAAAAUGCUUUUUAUCAAUAUUGUCAAUACUAUGGAUAUGACAAAGAAAAUCCUAAUGUGAAAGCUUAUUUUCUUAGUUUACAGAGUUAUGAUUAUGAAAGGCCUCCACCUCCGCCUGAACCUUCAUCAGCUGAAAAUACUAACAGUUCUUCAACUGUUUUAACUAUACAAAAAUCUGAUAAGUUUGUACCACCAGAAGGACUUAUUAUUCCUGCUGGAAUGGAAGUGCCGGAAACCUCAAAGAUGCAGUCAAUAGUGGAGAAAACUGCUUUGUUUAUUAGUAAGCAAGGUACACAAAUGGAGAUAGUUUUAAAAGCUAAGCAAUCUGGAAAUGCUCAAUUUGAUUUUCUAAGUUUUGACAAUUGGCUAAAUCCAUAUUACAAGUUUAUCUUACAGAAAAUCAAAAGCGGAGAGUAUAAGUUAUCAGAGGAAGAAAAAGAUGAGAAAGAAAAGAAGUUGUUAAAGGAUGACUCUGAUUCGAGUGAUGAAAAUAGUGAUAAUGAAAAUGAGCUUCAUCCGUUACUACAAGCUCAUAGACGGCCAUUAAAUAAAGUUGCAACUACUUUAGCUUCAAUUACUAACUACAUACCAAAAUCAAAACCAACAGGAAAAAUUGAGGAUCUAGCUAAGAUUUACAUGAGUAUGAAAUAUAGUUCAGAUAAAGAAGAAAAAGACUUCAAAGAUGAAGGUAAAGACAAUACCAAUGAAGAUCAAAAGAUCCUUGAUAAUAAACCCGAAUCACAACCAAUCCUUCCAAUAUCUGAAAGCAAUGCUUAUCCUUUAUACCCUUUGUAUCCAUCUGAUUUGGUUCCACAAAGUGAAUUGCAAUACCCAUCAAUGCCACAUAUGAUGAAUAAUGUUCCAAUUAUGCUUGAUCCUUCCUCCUAUCAUUUUUAUUCUGGACACAAUAUUGUUCAACCACCUGUCCACAGUAUUGUACAACCACCUGUUCACAGUAUUAACCCUCUUGUGCAACCACCUAUAAACUAUAGGUUUCAACAACCAAAUUCAUCUGCAGCUUCUCUGCAAUCUGCUACUAUAUCUAAACCUCCACAGUUAAUAUGUGAUUUGCUUGAUAGAUCUACUUCUAUACGUUCUACUACUUCAGAGCUUUCAAAAUCAUCAGCAGUACUUAGACCACCUGGACCAUUAUUACCACCUCAAGUUAUGUCAUUGUAUAAAACAUCUCAUUUAACUUCAGAAGAUUCAGAUGAAAGCUUACAACCACCUGGUGUUGAACUAGAAUCAAGCAAAGAAUUCAAUUCAAAUCUUCCACCUCCUCCGCCAUUACCACCACCACCAACAAUUGAAGUAAUAAAAAAGAAAGUUAUAAGUAACAUUCAGCCCACAGAAAAUGUUUGUGUUGCAAAAACUUUAACAGUGGAAAAUAGUUUUAAAGGUCAAAAAAACAUAACCACAGACAAUUUACAUGUAAGAGAAAAACCUGAAAUAGAAAAUACUUUUUGUGAAAGUGAACCAGUUAAUUUGGAUUGUAAAUUAUUGUCUAACAAUGAUCGCUACAAGCCAUCUUCCUUACUUUCACAAAUUUUAAACAGUAGAGGUGUCAGUUCAUCUUUGUUUUUAGAUAGAUUAUAUCAUGGUGAGAGCAAUAUAGAUAAUUUUAAUGAUGUAAGUCAAGACCGGACUUAUAAUUUACAUCCUGAUUUUAAUUUUUUUGAAACCAAUAAUAUUUCUGCAAAAAAACAAAAAAAAAAUGAACAAAAAGACAGUAUAGAAACUAUGUGUAACUCUGAUAUUGACUCAUUAAAUUAUAAAAAAGAAAAUUCUUUAUUGCAAUCAGUAUAUAGAAAAAAUGAUUCACUAGAUAGAUAUUCUGCAAAUGAUAUUUAUUCAAAUAGUACUUUACCGCUAAUGACACAUCCAUAUAUUCCGCCUCAAUCAUUAAAUUCUUCUAUAAAUGCUGUUCCUUUUAUACCUGAACCCAGUAACUCUCAAAUAUUAAAUACAUUUCUCCCAUCCACCGAUAUAUCAAAAACAAUAAAUACAUCAACAGAUAAAUCAUUAAACCAGCAUGCAAGUAUGCAAAAUAAUUUAGACCCACUUCAGAGGCAACCGGAAGAAAAUUAUAAUUUUCAACUUUAUUCCCCUCAAAGUCUAUAUACUGAUGUUAUUAUACCACCACCAGAUCUUCAACCUGUUAUUGACCGUCUUGCAUUAUAUGUAGUAAAAAAUGGUGAUGAGUUUGAAGAAGGAAUUAAACUCAAAGAAGACCCUCGAUUUGAUUUUUUAAAUAGCUGGAAUAUGUAUAAUAAAUACUAUACUCAACAAAAGUUUUUAAUGAAAGUUGAAAUUCAAAAACAAAAAGAAGAAGAUGAAGAACGAAAAAGGAAUAUGAAGGUUAGUUUUGGCUUAAAAACAAAAUCAAAAGCAGUAUCUAAAAAAGCUUCUAAAGUUCAGGCAACUGCAAUUUUUAAUCAAAAUGAAGAAGAAGAAGAGGAACCAGUAAAAACUGAUGGCUUUAAACCUAACAAAGAUAAAGAGAAUGAGAUGAGACGAAAACAGGAGACACAUGAUUGCAGUAGUAGUAGUCUAAACUCACAUCGAACUAGUAAAUCAACUCCACAACAAAUUGCUCAAGCAAAGCGUUUUACACAAGCAGCUAACUUAAGAGAAACACAGCAAAAAAUGCAAGAAGAAAGGAAAAAAAAAGCUGCAUCAUUUGUCGUAAAGUUGAAAAACACUGACAAUGUACCUGAAGGUCCGCCAGCAAAAAGGGCUGAUACCAAAAAGGACGCUUUUUUCGAAGCCAUAAAUCAGGCAUUUAAGGGUAUUUAAAUUUCUUGAGAAACAUUUAAAUUAUCGGAAGUUUUAUGAAGUACCCUUUAAAGUGUAAAUUUAGUAAAUUUAUUGUAAUUUUUCUGUUUGUAUAAAAUUUUAUGGAGAAAAUACAAAAUAUAUUA
This is a messenger RNA of Hydra vulgaris (swiftwater hydra), 3430 nucleotides long. RefSeq lists its product as uncharacterized. The record is from RefSeq and is a predicted model, not a curated record. Lineage: Eukaryota; Metazoa; Cnidaria; Hydrozoa; Anthoathecata; Hydridae. Gene Ontology annotation, biological process: RNA processing; mRNA 5'-splice site recognition. Gene Ontology annotation, molecular function: RNA binding.